AAAAAUUGCCCGCACCCAAAAAUGCUCGUCCGGCAUCUUUCCGCGUUGACGCUCGCCUUGGCCCUCCUCUGGUACCGCAGCGGUCGCGUCCUCCGUGCCAACGUCCUCGACAUCCCGCCGCUCCCCCAAGGCUACUUCCAGGGCGGCGACUGGCAGACCCACUGCUCGCUCGUCACCGACGAGACACAAGACGAGCUCAGGUACUGCGAAGACAUCACCUUCUGGGACUACGUCGAUGCCAACGGCACGCAGACGGACCGCCACGUCCUUCUCGGAUGCGACCCGAACCGCAAAGCGUGGAACACCGUCAUGGGCCCCCUGCGCGAUCCGGCGCCGCGCGGGCACCUCUUUCUCUAUCCAGCGUGGACCGGUAAACCCGCGACCUCGAAGCCGCAGAAGCUGAAGCUGGUCGGCUACCCGCCGCACCACGACUUCCACCCGCUCGGGCUCGAGGCGGCACCCAGCCGGGGCGACGGGCAGCCAUCGAACCUCUUCGUGGUGAACCACGCGCGCGACGCGUCCACGAUCGAGCACUUUCUCCUGGACCCGAGCAGGCCAGACGAGGCGCGGUACGUGCGCACGCUGCGCUCGCGCUGGCUCGUCGCGCCGAACGCGAUCGCGCUCACCGGGCCGAGCUCGUUCUACGUGAGCAACGACCACCUGCUGACGCGCCGUCUCCCCGGCCCGCUGGGGCGCGUGCUGCCGCUGCUGGAGACGGUGCUCGGGCUGCCGCUAGGCUGGGUCGCCCACUUCACCAUCGACGAGACCACCGGAAGCGUGCUCGAACACGCGCUCAGCGCCCCAGGUAUCCCCUUCGCGAACGGCAUCUCGCUCUCCCCCGACGGCCGCACGCUCGCCGUCGCAUCCACAUCCACCGCACAGCUCCUCUUCUACACCCGCGACCCGUCCACGAACUCCCUCACGCACGCGCACACAGUCGCGCUCCCGUUCCUCCCCGACAACAUCCGCUACGACGACACAGGCGCGCUCCUCGCUACCGGCCACCCGCACUUUCCCUCCCUCGCCGCCGUCGCCUCCUCCCCCUCCCCCUCCUCCUCCCCCCCCUCUGAUGACGCAACAAGCCCAAGCUGGACCGUAUCCCUCACCCACCUCCCCGCAAUGAACCUCGCCAAUCCAGCCGCAUACGCCAAGCGCAUCUACGACUCCCGCGCCCCGCUCUCCGCGUCCGCGCUCGUGCCUGCCGCGCCCAUGGCGCACGACGUCGAGACCGUGUUCCAGAGCGACGGUACAUCCACCAACGGGAUCGGGAUGAGCUCGUCGUCGACGGCGCUCCGCGAUCCCAUGACGCACAGCGUGUACGUUGUCGGGCUGUAUGGCGAGGGUAUGUUGAUUUGUCGCUGAGGUGGCGGAGGGAGAGAAGCGUCUGCGACUAUCAGCAUUGUGCGAUGUCCAGCUUUCUUCACGUCAACUUCUACCUAUCUACCAACGUGCACGACCCCAGCGGAGCAUGGAGCAUAGAGAUACGAAUGUCGUUAUUGAGCAUAUAUACCUCCAAGGAGAGCUGGACAUCACAUCACAUCACAUCACAUCACAUGUACAAACGGACAGGACAGGACAAAGCAAGAAGAAGAAAGAAAGGUGAGGGUAAGUCAAGGCGAGGCACGACGACGAGAGACGUUAUGUGAUGAAAUACGUUAUGAAAGAACCGCGAUCAUCCAUCAUCGUCAUCAGCCAGCGUCGGCGCACAGGUUCGGCUAACAGAAGAAACUAGAAUGUAUCGCAGCAGAGGACGCGUCGCGAGCACUAUGGACAGGCCGACUAGGGAUUAAGAGAACAACACAACAGGGAGGGAGGGGGUCAACUCGGGAGGCCACACACAAAAGAGAGAGUGAGAGAGAUAAGAGACGAGGAGAUGGGGCGAUAGACAUUAGGCAUAGGCAUUAGACAUCAGAUCGGACCGGAUCACAGGAAGUUGGGCAGAUACGAC
Messenger RNA from Coniophora puteana RWD-64-598 SS2, 1948 nucleotides. RefSeq names its product calcium-dependent phosphotriesterase. The coding region runs from base 22 to 1362 and encodes 446 amino acids. The record is from RefSeq and is a predicted model, not a curated record. The transcript is spliced from 2 exons. NCBI's taxonomy places the organism in Eukaryota, Fungi, Basidiomycota, Agaricomycetes, Boletales, Coniophoraceae.